Molecule: messenger RNA, 2027 nt
Organism: Sorex araneus (European shrew)
Lineage: Eukaryota; Metazoa; Chordata; Mammalia; Eulipotyphla; Soricidae
Gene: CHI3L1
Product: chitinase 3 like 1
Exons: 10
Coding region: 692-1846 (384 amino acids)
Biological process (GO): carbohydrate metabolic process; chitin catabolic process
Cellular component (GO): extracellular region
Molecular function (GO): chitin binding
Source: RefSeq, a predicted model, not a curated record
UCAAGUCCUCCACCCCUCUUGGAGAGCCUGGCAGGCUACCGAGAGUAUCCCGCCCGCAUGGCAGAGCCUGGCAAGCUCUCCGUGGCAUAUUCGAUGUGCCAAAAACAGUAACAACAAGUCUCACCAUGGAGACGUUACUGGUGCCCACUCAAGCAAAUCGAUGAGCAACAGGAUGACAGUAAUAAGCACUUGGCACAUUACCCAUCUGAUAUGAAAACAACAACAACAACAACAACCGGGAAGAGGGCGAGUGACGGCUGAGAGGAGGGCUGCUGGCGUGAGGCGGGAACAGCAGCCCCUUUGGGGGGGGCGCUGCUGUAGCAGUGGCCCCCCCACACCUGGCCGGGGCCUGGAGGAAGGUGGAAGCUGCCAGAGGUGCUGGGAAACCACUGGCAAGAGAAGUGGGGGCUGUAGGAAGCCAAGGAGGGGGCGUGUGUGGAAAGAGGCCAAGUCACCCAGCCCGGAAGCCCCCAGCUCGGCGCCGGCUGCCAAGGGCCAUCUAAGGUUCUGGCCCAACUUUUCAAAACUCUCCCUCAUUUCCCAAUUCGACACUCCUCCCUGACACGCCCCAGCCGGCUGGUUCCUUCAUUGGCACACAGUUCCCGCAAACAGGCGGGCACGUGGGGCCGGAGGAUAAAGACGGCCGGCUGCAGAGGGCCCGGGGCACCAGGCGCAGAGAGGACAGGCCGGGAUGGCUCCGACGACGGUGCUCACAGGCUUCGCCGUUCUGGUGCUGCUGCAGAGCUGCUCCGCGUACAAGCUGGCCUGCUACUACACCAACUGGUCCCAGUACCGGCCCGGAGAGGGGAGCUGCCUCCCGGACGCCAUCGACCCCUCGCUCUGCACCCACCUCAUCUACAGCUUCGCCAACAUCAGCAACAAUGAGAUCGACAUCUGGGAGUGGAAUGACGAGACGCUCUAUGAGUCUCUGAACCGGCUCAAGGCCAGGAACCCCAACCUGAAGACGCUCCUGUCUGUUGGCGGAUGGGCCUUUCGUCAUCAAAGGUUCUACCAAGUCGCGUCCAACCCCGAGAGCCGCCGGGCCUUCAUCAGCUCCGUGCCGCCCUUCCUGCGCGCCCACGGCUUCGACGGGCUGGAGAUCUCCUGGGUGCAUCCCCAGCGGAGGGACAAGCAGCCUCUCGCCACCCUCGUCAAGGAGAUGAAGGAGGAGUUCUCCCGGGAAGCGGGGCCAGAGCCCGGCCGGCAGCCACUCCUGCUGAGUGCCGCGCUGUCCGCGGGCAGGGUGGCCAUCGACACCGGCUACGAUGUGGCCCAGAUGGCCCAAUACCUGGACUUUAUCAGCCUCCUCACCUACGACUUCCACGGGUCCUGGGAGUCGGUCACCGGCCACCACAGCCCCCUGUUCCGGGGCCAGAAGGACUCACGCUCCGACAGGUUCAGCAAUGCCGACUACUCUGUGAGCUACAUGCUGAGGCGGGGGGCCCCGGCCCCCAAGCUGCUGAUGGGCAUCCCCACCUUCGGGAGGACCUUCACUCUCAGCUCUGCCGACACGGACGUGGGUGCCCCCGCUUCUGGGCCCGGAGAGCCCGGCCGGUUCACCAAAGAGCCAGGGAUGCUGGCCUACUACGAGAUCUGCGACUUCCUCCAAGGAGCCACGGUCCGCAGGCUUGACCAGCAGGUCCCUUAUGCCACCAAGGGCAACCAGUGGGUGGGCUAUGAUGACCAGGAGAGCGUCCGGAAGAAGGUGCAGUACCUGAAGAACAAGCAGCUGGGGGGCGCUGCCGUGUGGGCGCUGGACCUGGACGACUUCGGGGGUCAGUUCUGUGGCCAGAGCGUGCGCUUCCCGCUCGUCGGUGCCAUCAAGGACGCACUGGCUGCGCCUUAGCCCUCGGCCGCCGCUCGAUGCCCGGCGAGACCCACAUCCCUCCCUCCCAGGAGCCCGAGAAGGGGCAGUGGGGACGAGAAGGGGCAGUGGGGCCGGGAGAAGCUGGGGCCACGGGGGCAGAGACCAAUGCCCACCCUGCAGUGGGGGACACACACCGGCCAAUGGCCGCCACCGAGCUGCC